This is a messenger RNA of Enterobius vermicularis (human pinworm), 201 nucleotides long. Lineage: Eukaryota; Metazoa; Nematoda; Chromadorea; Rhabditida; Oxyuridae. The record is from the annotation of a GenBank genome assembly.
UUGCUUGGUUCAAAACUAUCGCACUUCAGUGAACUUGAAGAAUUGCCCCCAUUAGCAGAGGAAAAAGAGCAAAAAUGGACUACCGAACGAACAAUCGGUAAAGAAACUUGGGAAAGACGGCAACAAUCUGGUGAAUAUGAUACAGCCAGUAUUUCGUCGUCGGUUGUCAAUCGUUAUCGAACAAAAAAACGAGACCAAGAA